Molecule: messenger RNA, 371 nt
Organism: Telopea speciosissima
Lineage: Eukaryota; Viridiplantae; Streptophyta; Magnoliopsida; Proteales; Proteaceae
Product: dynein light chain LC6, flagellar outer arm
Exons: 2
Coding region: 32-349 (105 amino acids)
Biological process (GO): microtubule-based process
Cellular component (GO): dynein complex
Molecular function (GO): dynein intermediate chain binding; dynein light intermediate chain binding
Source: RefSeq, a predicted model, not a curated record
UCUUGAAUCUUUUGAGGGAGCUAGAAGAAAGAUGUUGGAAGGCAAAGCUAUGAUAGAGGACUCAGACAUGCCAGUGAAGAUGCAGAUCCAAGCCAUGACUUCUGCUUCUCGAGCUCUUGAUCUCUAUGAUGUUGUUGACUGCAAAUCCAUCGCUGCCCACAUAAAAAAGGAAUUCGACAAGAUAUAUGGACCUGGAUGGCAAUGCGUUGUGGGUUCCAACUUUGGUUGUUUCUUCACUCAUUCUGAAGGGACUUUCGUCUACUUUGCAUUGGAGACACUCAAUUUUCUUAUUUUUAAAGCGGUUUCUGUUCCUUCUCCUUCUUCCCCUGGAUACUAUAAAUCUAGCUGAAAAAAAUGUCCCGUCACUUUAG